CAGCCUGCCGGCCCAGGCCAAGUUCACUGCGAAGGUGGCCUACGAGAUGAAGGAGAACGAGUACCAGCUGGAACAUGACAGCUGGACCGGCCGUCUGGAGGCUCUGACUGAAGACGUGAAGGAGAGAAUCUACAACGUCCUGCUGUUUGUGGACGGGGGCUGGAUGGUCGACGUCAGAGAGGAUACGGAGGAGGACCCGGAGAGAGGUCACCAGAUGGUGCUGCUCCGUAGACUCUGUCUGCCCAUGAUGUCCUUCCUGUUGCAGACGGUACUGCAGAGAACACAACGUCACCAGGAGAGUCUCAGACUGGCUGAUAUCAUCGCCUCAGAUCAACACCGCCUCUACGAGGUGUUCUCCAAGGAUGAGCUGAGGAAGUUCCUUCAGAAGAUGAGAGAGUCGUCUCUUCUCUUAUGGAUAAGGGUCUGGACCCGCUGGUACGAGAUCCAACAUAAAUACACCCCACCCGGACAUUUUGUUUCUCUUUUUUUUAUAUUAUUAUUUUUUUUGUUGCCAAAUUUAAGUAAUGGAGUGAAUGAUUUCUGCAUUUUCUUCUGUGGCUUCGUGGCUUUCACCAAUCUGUCUUUACAAAACAACACCAUCGGCACUUACCAGCUGGCCAAAGUGCCCAUAACGUUAGGUGUGAUCCUCAACUCCUACUAUGAUGUGAGAUUCAACCUCCUGGGGAUGGUCUUUGCCACACUAGGAGUGUUCGUCACCUCCCUCUAUCAGGUG
This is a messenger RNA of Salvelinus sp. IW2-2015, 733 nucleotides long. Lineage: Eukaryota; Metazoa; Chordata; Actinopteri; Salmoniformes; Salmonidae. The record is from RefSeq and is a predicted model, not a curated record.